Messenger RNA from Delphinapterus leucas (beluga whale), 3221 nucleotides. RefSeq names its product NADH:ubiquinone oxidoreductase subunit C1 (gene NDUFC1). Gene Ontology annotation, cellular component: respiratory chain complex I; mitochondrion. The record is from RefSeq and is a predicted model, not a curated record. NCBI's taxonomy places the organism in Eukaryota, Metazoa, Chordata, Mammalia, Artiodactyla, Monodontidae.
GGCUGGAGGAGGCGGAGCCCAACCCGGCAAGAUGGCGCUGUCCGCCUUGUUGCGACCUUUCUCCAAGCUGCUGGCACCGGCCAGGCUCCCGAGCGGCUCUUCAGCGCGGUCAAAGUUCUACAUUCGGGAACCGCCACAAGGCAGACCUGACUGGCUGAAGGUUGGACUGACCUUGGGCACCUCCGUUUUCUUGUGGAUCUAUCUCAUAAAACAACAUAAUGAAGAUGUUUUAGAGUAUGAAAGAAGAAAUGGGUUGGAAUAAACUUUUGAAAUACCGAUACAGUAUAUAGUGUUUAUAGCAGUUCCUCUGGAUUCACCAAUCUGUUGAGCUGUAAACUGAGAGAAAGAGUUACAUGUGAACAUAUGUCAAGUCAGCAUUUGUGUUUCACAUAAUUAAAUUAAAAAAUACUUCUGUAUUCUUCAGAUUAUGUACAUUGUGACAAUGUAUAAAAUGUCAAUUCUAACGUAAAUUACUAGAAGUAUUUUAAUGUGGAAAGUGCCAUCUGAUAAUUGGUAAGAAAACUUUUUAAGGAUAUAGAUUUAAAAAAAAAUCACUGCUGAGGAUUUAGUCCUUCUAUCAACUUCUGAUUUCUAAUCAGAACACUUAUUUAGUGAUCAGGAUGAUAGAACUACUCCUACUCUAUUAUUUAAAAUACAAAAGAACCCAAAUACUAUUUUCUUCUUACCAGAGUUUCUUCUGACUCCAUUUCCUUGAGUUUGAAUGAGUUUCAUUUGGGUGACUGUUUUUCACACCGGUAUGGCCACAGUUGGCUCUUUUUGCUCAUAUGACUUUCAUCCAAUGAAUAACAGACUAUUCAAAAAAAGGAGUUGGUGAGAGCUAAUAGAGACAAAUGAAAAAACACUUCAUUUAUCCCUCAUUAAAACCCUUUCGUGUGAAUCAGUUAACACCUAUUUAUAUGCCACUUCCUUAACAUAUAAUUUAAACACUUAAUGUAUUAAUACUAUACAUUUGAAAGUGUAUUAUUUGUAUCUCCAUUCUGAUGUUAAAUAGAAAGUUUCAUUGCCUUAUAAAUGGCUUUGUUUGUGUUUUGGGCUCUGGCCAACACUUACUCUGGGAGAUUCAUGGCCCAAUACCUUUGGAAGUCACUCCUGAACAUAAAGUCAGAGUUACAUUAUCUCAGAAUAAGUAUUUAAUCCAAAUUCAGUGAAAGACCAGAUAAAACCGUAACUGUUAACUUUUGUCAAUUCGGAGUCCUAGGUGGUAGAACUGGAAAGGACCUUAGGGGGUCAUAUAGACCAAUUCCAUAAUUUUACAAAUGCAAAAACCAGAGGUAAAGAGUCAUCUGCCCAAUAUCACUGGAAAGUAGAGUGAUGGACCCUUAAAGAUGACCAUGUCCUACUCCCCAGAAUUUGUAUCUAUGUUAGGUUAGGUUAGGCAAAGGGGAAUUAAGGUUGCAAAUGGAAUUAAGUGUCCUGAUCAGCUGACAUUGAGAUGGAGAGAUUAUCCUGGAUUAUCUGGUCGGGCCUCAUGUAAUCACAAGGGUCCUUAGAAGUGGAAGAGGGAGGCACCAGGAUGUGUCAGAGUGGUGUGACAUGAGGAAGGUUCAGCCGGCCAUUGCUAGCUUUGAAGAUGAAAGAGGGCCAAGAGCCAAGGGACAGAGAAGUCAAAGAGAUUCUACCCUGGAGCCUCCGGAAAGGAACAGCCUUGCUGACACCUUAACUUCAGCCCAGUGAGACCCAUGUCGGAUUUCUCAUCUACAAAAAUGUAAGAUAAUACAUUUGUGUUGUUUUAAACCACUAAGUUUGUUAUAGCAGCAGUAGGAAACUAAUACUGUCAUGUGGUAAUGGACCAAGAAGUCAGGCAUCAACUCCCAGUUCAAGGAACUUUACCCUAAAAGAGACACUUAAAAUUCACAUCCCUAAAGGGAACAGAAAACUCUAAGACACUUGAAAUUCUGGAAACUGAUAACCUUAGUUGGAAAUAAAAUACAGCUUUAACAAGCAAGAUUUACUGUAUGUCGGGCCUUGAAAAUAAAGCUGCCCUGUGUGGACUUUCAUCUUGAUCGUGCCUCUGUAACUCCAGGGGGAGCCAUUCGCGAAGACUAGGGCUGUCCAACAGAACUUUCUGCGGUGAUGGACAGGUUCUGCCUGUGCUAGCCAGCGUAGUGGCCACUACUCCCAUGUGGCUACUGAGCAUUUGGAAUGCGAUUAAUGUGACUGCAUUUUUUUUAGUUUUAUUUCCUUUUCAUUAAAUAGCCACGUGGGGCUGGUGGCUGCCGUAUUGGGCAGUACAGAUGCAGAUUACUCUGAGUAACACCUCCUAGAGUUGUGCCACACAGGGGCACUGGUGAGAGGUGCUUUCUAAACUAAAUAUUGAAACCUAACUCAAAUUAUAUUAAACUAAAAGAAGGUUAUGAGGAGACAGAGUGACUCACAGACUGCCGUAACAGGCAUGCACCUGAGCCCAGGAAUAAUUGGGGCCUGGCAUUCAAAUGUUACCCAGACUUUUGCUCUUGGCUCUGCUUUCUGCCUAUGUGCUUUAUUUCCUUUGCACACAGACCAUCUCUUCCCCAGCCCACAUUGUAAAGAGAGGGCUACAGUCAGUAGUCUCUUAAACUGAGAUGUUUUAGCUGGACUGAACAAGAAUCGUUCUGAUACACAACUCCUAAGAAGAACUUGGUCAAAUGAUGCUUCCUUUAGCAAUAAUGUAAAAGAAUUUCCAUAAAAAAGAAGAUAACAGACAAAUUCAUAUGUCAAAUGUUGUCAUGUUUUUUAUUAGAUCAAAAUCGGACCUUUUUUUUCAGAUUCAGUGUCUGUGAGAUAGUCAUUAAGUUAGUUUAUUAAGUUGCCGUAGAAAAAAAAAAACAAGCUAUAGGAGCUCAGUUUUAAGUACAAGAAGUUGUUAUGGGUUAAAUUUUGGUCCCCAAAAAGAUAUGUUGAAGUCCUAGCCCCCAUUAUCUCAGAAUGUAACCUUAUUUGGAAAUAGGGUAUUUGCAGAUAUAAUUAGUUAAAAUGAGUAUACUGGAGUAGAGUGGGCCCUUAGUCCAAUGUGACUGGUAUGUUUCUAAGGAGAAAAGACACAGACACACAGGGAGAAGACAGGAAUGAUGGAGGCAGGGACUGGAGUGAUGCAUGUGGAAAGCAAGGAUUACCGGUAAACGUCAGAAGCUGGAAGGGUUCUCGCCUGCAUGUUUCACACCUUGACUUCAGACUUCUAACCUCCAGAACUGUGAGAGAAUAAAGUUUGUUGUUUUAAACCA